AAAGCUGUCCGACAAAGAGUUACGCUAUAGCGCGCUUAUUGGCUACUCCUUUGUCUAUUUGUAUAAACCUGCUUGUUCUAUGUAUUCAAAAUAUAAUGUGUAUAUUGUGUGUUGUAUACUGUGGUUGUGUAGUUGACAAAUCAGUGACAAAUUUGAGAUAAGCGCAUCUUUGACGGAUAUUUUACCGUGUCUUAUGACUGAAAGUUUUUCUGAAAUACAUCAAAACAACUCGGAACGUUACAUCGCUUGACUGAAAAUGACUUCUUCUGAGAAUAUGAGACGUUUUCGAAAUCUGUUGGAUCAAUUAUAUCCUCCGCGUACACAGCACUCUACAGUGAUUCCCGCCAAUUCGAUUUUCGAUAUGACUCCCAACGCCUUAAGAAGAGUGCAAAAUGGAUUCAACAGACUUCCUCCUGGUUCUGCCACACCACCGAGUCCUGAUGAACUUGUUAUACAAAAAAGAGGUCAACGUAAACCUAUAGUGUGGUCGCCUGACCUUGACUCUCAUAAACAAAACAGUCUGCUUAACUUAAGCUCUAGAGAUCGUACACCAGUAAAAAAUUCAACAGAAUCAGAUACAACAAUAAAAGAUGCAGUGAAAAGAAGACUCUCUCUCACAGACAUCCAAGAAUCAGAGUUUUCUUCCUUGAAACAUAAGAGAACAUCGUUGCCGUCUUAUAUGUCAUUGUGUACUGCAAACAAAUCAAAUGGACAAUCUAAUGACAAUUUAGUAAACUACUUACGAAGUCUCAAUCAAGAACAACUUGUUCAGUUGAUCAUGGAGCUGAUACAUGAGCAAGAAACUGGUGUAUUGUGCAAGAAUGAGAAAUUCCGUGAUAUUAUUUUGAAGAAAAUAGUAACUCUAGAUAUUCAGCCAUUAACACAGAAAUUAAUUGCUCUAAAACAUCAUAUUUACAUUGGUUUAACAUCAGAUUCAAUACACCUUCCAAUUAAUGCAUUUCAGAAAGCUUUACGCAGUCAGGGAAUAAUGUUGCAAGAAUCUCAGUGUUGGGCCUCUUUGAUGAACUAUGUCUUAGAAGCAUGGCGAGUCGUAGAAGAAGUAGAAAAGUGGGACCACAAAGCUCUCGGUUUCUUUACAUUCAAUUGCUCUAAAAUCUUGUCAUCAUUUUGUAUAAAAGCUUUAGAAAAAGGAAACUUCGAAACAUCAGCUCUAGAAGUAUACAUUAAGAGUCUCGAAAACAUGGCCAGCAAUUGCGACGUGUUUCAAGUUUGUCUACAAAUGGCGAAAAGCGUUAAAAAUAAGGCCUAAAUGAGAUGCUACAUAAUUGGUAAAAUUUAAAUUAAUUAUUUAAUAUGCAAACCAAUCUAUAUGAUAAUUGAAGUACUAUUAACAUAUUGUUAAUUACUGUUAUUAUUGUAUACGGGAGAGAUCUGAUAUAUUUAAAUUAUACCGGUGAGAAAAGAGUUUUAGAAAACUGAGUGGACCAGUGAGAACGCUGUUGAAAUUUUAAAAUGGCAUUUUAGAGAUGCCUUCUUUCGUCCUUAUGACAUUUUGUAUUGUUUUGCGUGCGUAUACACUUGACGUAAACAUAUAUAUGUUUACAUUGUAGUUUGUUAUAUUUUUGUUUUUAUCGAGAUAUUAGAGGUAUCAAAACGGACACUUGCGUAACAGACAGCACACACAUACGUGUGACAUUUAAGUAUCAAGUAACUAAAGAAAAGCCAAUCCAUUUGUUUCGGCAUUAUCAUAAAUUCAGAUAAAUUUAUGAUAAUUGUAAGCUUUUUUUGAUAUCUGAUAAUCUGUUUAUCGGCCAUCGAGUUUGCCAUAUUAGCUAUUAAAAAUUACACGUGCCUUGAUAUUUAUUUUAAGUCAUUUUAAGCGUUUUAAAUUAUAGAGAUUACUUUUAACUAUAUUAUACGAAUAUCUAACACUGCAUAUGACUAACUUAUUGAUAUAACUAAGUGUUUUAAUUUAAAAUAUAAGUACGAUUUAAAUAUCUCCUCAUAAUAAAAAUAUUUAUUGAUGUAAUCGACGUAAGCAAGACAAUGAGCAGUAGGUAGAACUAAAAAAAAAGCCGAUGUUCAUCGAAAGGAUUUGUGUGAAAUUCAUAUUUUUAUAUAGUCUUAAUAUUCAUAUGUACAAUUCUUGUAUGAGCUUGAACACAAACAGUAUAAGCUUCUUGAUUUAUACUCGGAAGUACAUUUUGUCUAGAUAUUUUACGAAUUGUAUAAAAGACAAUAAUUUUGACGUAGUAAAAUUGUCUUUAUACACGUUUUAAUGUGAAACAUGUUUUCUUUUGUAUAAAACAAAUUCAGUGAUACAAAAAAAAAUGUAUUGAAAAAAAUGUAUACUUCCGAUGUAUAUAAUCAAGUAAAUUAAGUCUUUAUUGCGGUGAAAAUAAUUACAUCGUCGAAUAUAAUAUACACAAUAUUUUUGUAUCUUGCGAGAGUAUUUUUUUACAAUGUGUAAUCGUAUGUCAUAUUUAUUUGUAAAUUGUAGUUCCAGGAGGAAAGUGGGGGCUCUAACGCACAUAUUUAUAUUUUUUUAUUAAAAACAAUUUAUUCGUCAUAUAAUAUAUUGUAUUUUCUUAUAUAUAUAUAUAUAAUAUAUUCAUUAUUACUUCUUUAAAGGCACAUAUUUCACUUUGCGAGCGGUCAGAAAUCCUCUAAGCGGCUCGCGUUUUGCACACGUUAAACGCCUGUACAUAUCUAUUACAAGAGCAAGCAUGCGAUGGUACUUAGAAAAUUUCUGAUAGCGGUACUCGAAAAUCGAUUGAUUAUCUUGUAUGCCCAUCUAAAUAUUACAACAUGACCUUGUCAGGUAUUCGUCGAAUCGUUAGUACAAUUAGGCGCAAUCGUAACGUGUAUACAUAUAUAUCAUCAUCGAUAGUUUGUUCAGUAUUUAUACGUUUUCCCAUAUAAUUGCACACUGUCGUUCGAAAACUAUGUCGCAAUCGUUUGUCGUGCGUAUUGGCAAGAUUUACGUUACGCGUCGUUCUAGGAACAGCUUCGUAGAAUCGGAUAUCACAAACGAAAUCCUCGACAAUGUAGUUCCCGGCCAAAAACAAAAAAAAAAAAAAAAAAAAAAAAAAAAAAAA
Pseudomyrmex gracilis is the source of this 3059-nucleotide messenger RNA. RefSeq lists its product as uncharacterized. Lineage: Eukaryota; Metazoa; Arthropoda; Insecta; Hymenoptera; Formicidae. The record is from RefSeq and is a predicted model, not a curated record. Gene Ontology annotation, cellular component: nucleus. Gene Ontology annotation, biological process: nuclear protein quality control by the ubiquitin-proteasome system; proteasome localization. The transcript has 5 exons. The coding region runs from base 257 to 1270 and encodes 337 amino acids.